AUGACUGUAACUUAUAAUAAUGAACAGGAGAAAUGUCGUCGCUGGUGGGGGAUUGCUCAAAAAAUAGAAAUGGAAAUGCAAUUACAUGUUAAUACUUUAUUACUUGAGAAGUUGGCACUUAAUUUUAAAUUCAACAAUUUGCAUCAAAGUUAUGAAAUAUUGACAAUGGAUGAGCAACUAAAAAAUUUGGCAGAGCUCGAAGCAUAUGCACUUACUACUGGAAUUGCUGAAUUUACCAUAGAUGAGAAUGGAAAUCCAAUAUCUCAAGCCAGACCAAAAAAGAUUACACCCAAAGUAUCACCAAAAGAUACAGAAGAAAUUCUUGCUUAUAGACAAUUAAAACUUAUACAAGAUGCUGGUUAUUCUGACUUUGAUGAUUUUUUUAAAGCUCGUGAUAAUUAUUUUAGAUCAAAAGCUCAUUUAUCCAAUAAACCACAAGUUCCACCCAAGCCAAAAAGAUUAACUAUGGCUCAGCAAAAACAAAUUGACAACAAAAAUGAUGAAAUGCUAAGUGAUAUGGCUUCUAGAUGGUCUCUCAAUGAUCUAGUAUCAAACCUUGCCGAAUAUGAUAAAAAUGAAGAUGAAGAGAAUAAUUAUUCUGAAGAUUAUAAUGAUUUAGAUAACUAUGAGAAUAUGACACGUAGUUCUAGAGACACUUCCAUCUCAAAUCAAAGUUUAAAUCCAGCUGUCUCUAGUCAAAAUAAUUCAGUAUCACGUCCAAAAAUGAGUAAGGAGGAACUUGCACAAGCUAGAAUGAUUAAACGUCAAGCUAUAGCUUCUUUGGCAAAUAAAGCAGUUAUAGGAAUGACAACACAAAUACAUAUCACAGAUCUUUUAAAAAUGGUAUCUCCUGCUAUGCAUGUUGAACUUCAAAAAGCUUUUAUGGGAAAAGAUGAUAUCUCAUCUGAACCUAUACAGAUGGCUAAUCUUGCAGAACAAGGAUCUGAGAUGCCACAAGCUACUGUUGCUUAUGUAUCUGGUUAUAUUGAUAAUGUCAAAUUUAAUAAUGGUAUUCUUGAUACAGGAUCAAAUGUUGAUAUGAUCGAUGAUGAGUUUUUUAAUUCUCUUGGUUUUAAUAUUGAUCAAAAGGCACGAUUUCAAGUAAAGGUUGCUGGUUCAAAAACUAUUUUAAUUGGUGAAAAGAAAAAUAUUCCAAUUUCUAUUGGUGAUAUUACUAAUCCAGGUAACUUUUUAGUAAUAAAAAAUUUAGAAUAUCUUAUAGUACUUGGAAUGUCUUGGAUUAAGCAAGUUAAAGGUAUUAUAGAUACUAAUAAAGAUCAAUUUCAAAUGAUUAUUGAUGGAAAAACUUCUUAUGUACCAAUUCAAACUGAGCGUAUUUGUAAAUCUGAAGGAUCAUUAUUUUGCAAUAAUUUAGCAAUACAAGAUUUUGAGUUAAAAAAAAUCAGUAGUUCGUGA
Molecule: messenger RNA, 1416 nt
Organism: Ambispora leptoticha
Lineage: Eukaryota; Fungi; Glomeromycota; Glomeromycetes; Archaeosporales; Ambisporaceae
Source: the annotation of a GenBank genome assembly